This is a messenger RNA of Bemisia tabaci, 2550 nucleotides long. Its product is annotated as NT-3 growth factor receptor. Gene Ontology annotation, biological process: positive regulation of phosphatidylinositol 3-kinase/protein kinase B signal transduction; multicellular organism development; positive regulation of neuron projection development. The record is from RefSeq and is a predicted model, not a curated record. Gene Ontology annotation, molecular function: transmembrane receptor protein tyrosine kinase activity; neurotrophin binding; ATP binding. Lineage: Eukaryota; Metazoa; Arthropoda; Insecta; Hemiptera; Aleyrodidae. Gene Ontology annotation, cellular component: plasma membrane; axon; signaling receptor complex.
AAAGGUCCGAGCUGAGACAGUUACAGUUCAGCUCAGCGCGCCACCCGGGUUAGGUCAAAAGCUUGCCUCCUACGGCGAAUUAUCUCCUCGCUCCCUAUUUCUCGACGACCCCCGCCGCUUUGUCUGGUUCGGUACCCCGCUAUCGCCCUCGAAUCCCCCCCCUUAAUUUCUGACAUUAAUUGUGAACAUCGGUGAUAGUCGACGUGUUUGUUUAUUUUUUGUGCCGGUGGUUAUCGAGCGCGGAUUUUAGUGAUACUCUCGAGUGAUCGCAAUUUCGUGCUCCCUCCUGAUUUCGGAACCGAAAAAAGUCGUCGCGGAUAUCAGUGGUCGAUUUUAUUAACUUGCUGUGUAUCGCGGACUGGAUUGUGCGUUUUCGAUUCGGAGUAACGCUCUCAAUUGAGACGGGUACCGAUGCGAUAUGCGAUGUGAACCACUCGUCUCUAAAUAAAAUAGUUUUCCCGCGGUAGAAAUCACUGAUCUCGUCCGUUAUCAGUUGAAAGGUAUAACGAAUCUAAGAUUUAUAAUUUUGUUUUGAAAAUCGAGUGAUUUAAAUUAUAAAUUUACCAAAAACAAUAUACAAAAACAAAAAUUAGGGAUAUAUUUUGCACCUGAAUAAUAUUCAUUAUUUUUUCACCCGUGAGCUCAGGAACUGCAUGUGCACAAAUAUAUUUUUCAAUUCGAAAUUAAGUCAUUCGAUUCCGUCUGAUACUCUCAUUGGAUAGGAAUCUUUUCUCUUAUUACCUACGGUUACCUCAAUUUUUCCAUUUUUGCUGGAGAUUAUUCCAGUACAAGUUAAACCGUGCCCUCACCCACGAUAAACCCAUACUUAAUUAAGUAAAAAUAUACUUUUUCUGAUUCGAAACCCGCUCAUACUUUUUGGGUACGUUUUUCUUGUAUGCUUUUUAAGUGCCCUGUGCAAGUGCGGUUAUCAGGUGGUGAUUCACGCAUGAAUCUAUCGGAAGAGAGGAUUUUUGAUCGAAAGUUCUGUAUGCGGAACUUGGCCGGGAAGUUUGAUUUUUAUGGUGUCCGAUUCGUGUCAAGUAUCAUUUGAUGGCUAUGAAAAUACGCAGUUCCCAGAGGAAACUAAUCUCCGAAGUACAGAGCGUGCUACAAAAUGGCUCCUCUCAAGAACGAGAUAGCGCGGGGAAAACGAGAGGUUGGGGCAAAACCGUGGCCCAAAGAGGGCGUAUGCCGCCCGGGACUUUGCGGAGAGGAAGCCGGAUGCAAGAUCGUCGGAGAUAAUCUUCAUGCUUGCGUAUGCCUCCAUGACCAGAGUAUACCCACGGCGGACUUGAAAUGCCCGCGAAAAACAAUUCCAGUCCACAACUCAGCCCCGAUUCGGGUCAUUAUCCCGAACGAGAAAAACGCGCCGUCACCCUUAGCGGCCCGAACGACUACCCCGCGGACCACCACCAUGGUCCCCAGCAAACACAUCGACGAAGCUCCCGAUGUAGGACCAGAACUGAUUCGUGAUCCCUUUUGGCUGAGUGGUGGUCUAGCGAUAGUAACUAUAUGUAUUUUCACAUUCUGUUUCUGCUGGUUCCGGCAAUGUUACCUCAAACAGCAGAAGAAAAAGAAGAAGAAAAAACAAAUGUUGGCUAUGCCAGCCUUUUUGAGUAACGGUCUAUUGACUGAGGACAGAUUUACUAUCAAUCCACAGUAUUCGCCAGCCUCGAUCUCAGAAAUGACGGCACCGAUCCCGCUUCUGUCCAGGGACUCCAUCGUCUUCUGCCAGGAAAUCGGAGAGGGCUGUUUCGGCAAGGUGUAUAAAGGUGAAAUUCAUUCGGGGGGUCAAACAAAUUUUGUCGCCGUCAAGGUACUAAAAGAUGGCGCCAGUAUGGAGGCUGAAGAGGACUUGAUGCGUGAAGUCGAGAUCAUGAGCGCCUUCAAACAUCCAAACAUUCUGACUUUGGUCGGAGUUGUGCCACGAGAGGGACUCAAGAACCCUUGGAUGGUAUUCGAAUUCAUGCCUUACGGCGAUCUUGCAGAGGUGCUGAGGCGAAAUAGUCAAGUAUUCAAUGUAACACAGAAUCACCAAGCCCCAGUCAUCAACAAGGAAAGCCUGUGCUCGAUCGCUGAGCAAAUCGCCGGGGGCAUGAGGUACCUGGCCGAACAACGCUUCGUGCACCGUGAUCUGGCGGCCAGAAACUGCCUGGUCGGCCCACCACUCGUCGUCAAGAUCGCCGACUUUGGCAUGAGCCGCGACAUUUACACCUGCGACUAUUACAAAAUUGGAGGAUCAAGACUGUUGCCUGUCCGAUGGAUGUCACCAGAGAGCGUGGUCUACGGACGGUUUACCCUGGAGUCGGACGUGUGGUCGUUCGGCGUGGUUCUCUGGGAACUCUACAGCUACGGAAAGCAGCCCUACUAUGGUCAUUCAAAUGAGGAGGUUCUGAAGAUGGUGCUGCAGGGCUCGAUGCUGAAACCACCGGACGACUGCCCCCCGUUCAUCUGCGACCUGAUGAUGGCCUGCUGGCGGGCCGAGCCGCGGGACCGCAUCAAGUUCUCCGAGAUCCACAAGAUCCUGACCAAGGCCAAAGACGAGUUCCU